Messenger RNA from Melitaea cinxia (Glanville fritillary), 2532 nucleotides. RefSeq lists its product as uncharacterized. NCBI's taxonomy places the organism in Eukaryota, Metazoa, Arthropoda, Insecta, Lepidoptera, Nymphalidae. The record is from RefSeq and is a predicted model, not a curated record. The transcript is spliced from 2 exons. Bases 1 to 2532 code for a protein of 843 amino acids.
AUGAUUGAGCCAGGUCAUGAUACUUUAGCACCUAAAUCUCGCGAUAAUUCUCCGUAUAGACAAAGUGAUACCAGUCUAGUAAAAGACCUUAUUAAAAAACGCGGUAUACUCAAAGGCAGGUUAACUAGAUUUGCGAAUUAUGUAAGUAAUUUAAAAAACGAAACUAUCUGUAGUAAAAAACAAAUAGAUUUAAAGUUGCGUAUUCAAGGAGCUUGUACUAUGUUCGGUGAAUUUAAUAAUAUACAAACCAAGCUCGAAGAAUCUGUAUCCGAUAUUGAUGAUCAAUUAACGCAGCGAGAGCUGUUUGAGAGCAGCUAUUAUAAUGCAAUCUCUGAAGCUGAAUAUUUGUUAAGCUUAUGUAAGGACACUGACACUUUAAAUCCAUCCGCACAAAAGCCAACUAUUAAAUUACCUGUAAUAUCCUUGCCUAUAUUUGAUGGUUCAAUUGGGAAUUGGUUACAGUUUAGAGAUAGUUACAUAAGUCUUGUACAUAACUCCAGUGAAAUAAGCGACAUUGAAAAAUUUCAUUACUUAAAAUCAUCACUAAAGGGUAGUGCAGAAUUAGUUAUAAACUCGGUGGAAUUUUCGGCAAGUAAUUACCUAAUCGCUUGGGAAUUACUUCAAACUCGUUUCAACAACCAAAGAUUACUUGUUCAAAAUCAUGUAAAAGCGUUAUUUACUAUGAAUAGUAUUAGCAAGGAGUCACAUAUUCAAAUACGCAAUUUAAUAGACACAGUUUUAAAGAAUAUACGCGCUUUGUCAAACCUUAAUGAACCCGUAGAAUAUUGGGAUACUUUACUCAUAUAUUUAAUUGUUUCUAAAUUAGAUCCCAGCACGGAACGUGAGUGGGAGCAACAUAAAGGUACGCUAUGCUCAAAAAAUGAUAACUCCUCGACAUCUUUAAAACUUGAUAGCCUAAUGAAGUUCCUUACUGACCGGGCUGAUAUGUUGGAAACAUUGCAAUUAUCUCACAGCAAACAAAAUCAUAAUUUUAAAAAACUCAGCAAUCAAAAUUCAAUUAAAGUUCACUGCAAUGUUUCCACAAAUAAGCUGAAGGAACGUCAACUAUAUAAUAAUACUAAAAAGCGCUGUUUGUUGUGUAACGCAAGUCAUCCACUUUACGCUUGUCAAACAUUUCUCGAUUAUAACUUAGAAACAAAACUUAAAUUCAUUAAUGAUAAAAAACUAUGCAUAAAUUGUUUACGUUUAGGCCACACAGUAAGCGAUUGUCGGUUUGGACCGUGCCGUAGAUGUAAUCAGAAACACAAUUCGUUAGUGCAUCCCGAUAAUAAUUAUUAUAAUAUUAAUACAACAUUCACAAGUCAUGCGGGUAAUGCCACUGAGGUGAGUGAUGGUCGCGUACUGUCAGUGCCGCCUGCGGCGCCCGAGACAGUCAGAGCGACCGCACCCGCGCCCUCGGCCGCCUCCCCGUUCACACCUUACUCGUCAACACACGCAUCUAGUAUUAAUGCAAAUAAUGCACACCUCGAUACUAACUGUGUUCAUUCGGCCAAUUUAAAACCGGUAUUAUUGUCAACCGCUCUAAUACAAAUAACGGACAACUUAAAUAAGUUACAUGUAGUUCGCGCCCUACUGGACAAUGGAUCAGAAAGAUGUUUUAUUACGAAAUCAUUAUGCGAUUUAUUACACAUUAAUGUUAUACAGUCCACGUUCGAAAUACGAGGUGUUGGUAACUCUGUCACAAAAUUAACGCAAAUAUGUGACAUUGAAAUCGUAUCGACGACCAACACUUAUAAAACACAAUUACAAUGUUUUGUUUUGCCAAACAUUACUUCAGCCAUACCUGCGAUGCCACUACAAUACACGCAAUUUAAUAUACCUGAUUACAUUCAAUUAGCAGAUCCGCAAUUCUAUAAAACUAGUAAUAUUGAUAUUUUAAUAGGAGCUGAUAAGUUUUGGGAUUUAAUAAAAACAGAUAAAAUUAAAUUACCGAAUGGACCUUUCUUAUUAGACACAGAGUUAGGGUGGAUUAUUUCUGGGCCUAUUUUUUCUAUUUCACGCGAUAAAGGGUACGGAAUUCAAUGUAAUUUUUCGGAUGCGAUUGAUACUCAGUUACGACAGUUCUGGGAACUAGAAGAAACGUUUGCGCCUCGGGAUACGCACAGUGAGGAUGAACGUGCUUGCGAACAACAUUUCGUUAAUAAUACUACGCGCACGAUUGACGGAAGGUUCGUUGUACGUAUUCCUUUCAAAAUUUCACCCGAUAAAUUAGGCGAGACAUAUUCGCAAGCGGAACGAAGGUUUUUAGCUCUCGAGAAACGCUUAGUACGUAAUCCGGAGUAUAAAAAACUUUACUGCGAUUUUAUUCACGAGUACAUACGCUUGGGUCAUAUGAAACUAGCUGAUAACUACGGAAACCCUCAUUAUAUAAUGCCGCAUCACGGUGUACUCCGCGAGCAUAGCACGACUACAAAACUGCGAGUGGUGUUCGACGGCAGUGCAAAGUCCAGCACGGGCAGCACAAGUACACAGCUUGUGCUGAUGUUGAAAAAAUGUUUCGCCAGUGCUUAA